AAACGAGAUCCAGGUGAUUCACAAUAGGCUGCUGGGAAUGGCAGGGAAUUACUAUCACUGGAGGUUUGCCUAGCCCAGGCUCAGAAGAAUCCGUCAGGAGCAAUAAAUAGGGAGAGCUGAUCCCACAGGGUGGCUGAGAGGAUUUCCACAGGCUUCCACAAGCUCUUCUGAGCACAAAUUUCCAGUAGGCAGAAACAGAGACAAAGCUCUGGGAGCGACCUGCAGCACAGCAAAACUUUACAUUUAACUCCCUUUGCUUUAGCUAUAUGAGCAAGUGAAAAUACAAAAUAACUCUCCCAAGCUGGGUGCAUCAGGCAGACCUGGGGCUUCUUAAUUUGGCACCAACAUCCCCCAACAGAUGAUGGAUUAGGAGGGUCAAGUGCUUCCCCUGUCUUACUUCCAGCUGGCUGAAAGCUUGGGACUCUCGUGCCUACAAAACAAAGAAGCCAAAUAUGUUUUGAUUUGGUGGCUGCAUUUGCCUCUGUAGCAGAUUAAUUGUAUAUGAUGUGCACAGAGACUGCUGGAUUUGUAAGGGACUGUUUCAUUCACCUGUUCCCUGCAGUAAUUAGAGCACGUGGAUAAUCACAUCGAGAACUGAGAAGGGCAGGGUGUUAUUUUAAGCCCUCGCGAGGGACCCGCUGGAUUUUUGGCUGGGGGUGCCAUUGGCACACGGCUGAUGAGCUGCUCGUUAGCAAAGCCCAUUAAAAUCGCACCUGGGCAAGGAAACCGGCUGCUGUAUUUGUGCCUGGAGCCGAUAUCAAGAAACUCAGUCUCGAAGGUUUCACCUCUUUCAGCAGCGAACGCGCGCGCGCGCGCUCCCCGCCCGCCCGAAUUCCCCCCAAAAAUUGAGCUGCAGUGCGGUCCCAGCGCCCCCCGGAACCAAAGAGCGCGGCCCGGCUGCCGCCCGGCCCCGCGCGCGGCGGACGGCAGCGGGGGACGGCAGGCGCGGACCCUGCGGCGGGAGCGGGACCGGCCCGGCCCGGCUGACCAUGGCCCACAGCCAGUCUCGGAAGCGGUCACGGAGCAGGAGCAAAAGCAGCUCUCGGAGCAGGCAGGAGAGGAAGGAGAAGAAAAGGAGGAAAAGCAGCAAGGACUCACAGCAGGGCAGCAGCUCUCCUCCAAGGAAGAGGAACGCUGGCUCUCAUGGACACAAGUCGAGCUCGGCAGCAGCCAGGGAAGAGAAGAAGAAGGAAGGAAAGGACAAAAAGAAGAGGAAGGCCAGUACCUCUUCCUCUGAGACAGCAUCUUCAUCCACCAGCUCUUCCUCGUCCUCCUCUUCCUCCAGCCCCUCUUCUGACGACUCCAGUGACAGUGACUCCAAAACAAAGAAGAGCCAACAUGGCAAAAAAAAGCAAGUGAAACAAAAAGACAAGAAAAAGAAGAAGAAGAAGAAGAAGAAGAAAUUAAAAAGGAAAUUAAAAAAGAAGGCAAAGGAAAAGGCUAAGGAGGAGAAAGCCAAGGGAGAAGAGGUGCCUGGCCCCUCGCUGGAGCAGUGGCAGAAGGAAUCAGUGGAGGACUCUGGGCCAGUUUUGACAGAUGAACAGAAAUCCCGGAUCCAGGCUAUGAAGCCAAUGACAAAGGAAGAAUGGGACGCGAGGCAGAGUGUCAUAAGGAGAGUCGUGGAUCCCGAAACAGGGAGAACCAGGCUCAUUAAGGGAGACGGAGAAGUUCUGGAAGAAAUUGUCAGCAAGGAGAGACACAAGGAGAUUAACAAGCAAGCCACACGGGGGGAUGGGCUGGCCUUCCAGGUGAGGACAGGGAUGCUGCAGUGAGUGUGCACCAGCCAGGCCAGGAGCCCAUCCUGUUGCCAGUGCCAGCUCAGGUAGGAGCCUCUGUCUCUGGACCACGCAGACAGCACCAUGUCAACAUGUUCCCCAGGGGCACUUUGCAGCUGCUCUGUAAGUUACUGACUGGGAAGGAGAGUGACUUUAGUGGUCCAUCUCCCACCAAACAGCUUCUCCCCUCCCUCUCCCAGCUGAGGCCAGUGUGGCUGUAAUGCACCUGAGCCCUCUAUGCCCCAAUGCACCUUUGGAUGCUGGAGGAGCUCAGCAGCACCCAGGGGACAGGCUCGAGGGUGCUGAGCACCUCAAAGUGCUGCUGCCCCUCAGCUCCAGGCUUUGGUUGGCAGGAACCAACACUGUGGCCACAAAAUACACAAAUGGCUGCCACUUCUUCCCUUCAGGGGCUGCUUGUGGCCCCUUCCUUGCUGGAUGUGGCUCAUGGGCCCUUCAGGCUCACCAACCCUCCUGCUCAGAGAAGAGCAGCUGUGGCUCUGCUCAGGCUGCAGCUCUCCCCUGCACCCUUAAGUGUCACCCUCCACUGUGCCCCGGGUCUUUUCUCAGCUUUCCUGCAGCUUCAUCUCUGGGGUGGCACUGGGGAGCACUGAGCUGGCACACUGCACUGGGAUGUGUGCAGGUGUGCUUUGUGGAGGAGUGGCUUUACCUUGCUGUCUGCUCCUGCAUGCAACUCAUGUCCCUGCCCCACAGCACAGGCCCUGGGCAGCGUUGGGGCUCUGGACCUCUCAGCCCAUGGCUGCUCUGAAGCAAACAGAGAAGCCUUUCCCCCACUGCAAAGUCCAUAAAUCUACAAACUGUAAAAAAGAAAUGGAGAAAAUGAGUUAAAGGACUAAUAGGACUGAUGUGCACGGAGGGUUUCCACGUUCUGAUCAUCGCUGUAACCCCAUUAAACUGGCGCCUGCUCACGU
Pipra filicauda (Wire-tailed manakin) is the source of this 2704-nucleotide messenger RNA. RefSeq names its product ADP ribosylation factor like GTPase 6 interacting protein 4 (gene ARL6IP4). The record is from RefSeq and is a predicted model, not a curated record. The coding region runs from base 990 to 1772 and encodes 260 amino acids. The transcript is spliced from 6 exons. NCBI's taxonomy places the organism in Eukaryota, Metazoa, Chordata, Aves, Passeriformes, Pipridae.